This is a messenger RNA of Cariama cristata (Red-legged seriema), 992 nucleotides long. RefSeq names its product NADPH oxidase 4-like. The annotation marks the transcript as partial. Gene Ontology annotation, biological process: defense response; superoxide anion generation. Gene Ontology annotation, cellular component: NADPH oxidase complex; plasma membrane. NCBI's taxonomy places the organism in Eukaryota, Metazoa, Chordata, Aves, Cariamiformes, Cariamidae. Gene Ontology annotation, molecular function: superoxide-generating NAD(P)H oxidase activity. The transcript has 5 exons. The record is from RefSeq and is a predicted model, not a curated record.
ACUAUAUGUGGAUGGACCUUUUGGAAGUCCCUUUGAGGAAUCCCUGAACUAUGAGGUCAGCCUCUGCGUGGCUGGAGGUAUUGGAGUUACACCAUUUGCAUCAGUACUCAACACACUGCUUGACGGCUGGAAAUGCUACAAGCUCAGAAGACUCUACUUCAUUUGGGUGUGCAGGGACAUUGAAUCUUUCCGCUGGUUUGCAGAUCUGCUCUGUAUGUUGCAUAACAAGCUUUGGCAGGAGAAUCGACCAGACUAUAUAAAUAUCCAGCUGUACCUCAGUCAAACAGAUGGAAUACAGAAAAUAAUUGGUGAAAAGUAUCAAGCUUUAAACUCAAGGCUUUUGAUUGGACGACCCCGGUGGAAACUCCUUUUUGCUGAAAUAGCAAAGUGUAACAGGCGGAAGACCAUUGGAGUUUUCUGUUGUGGACCAAACAAAAUCUCUAAGAUACUUCAUAAACUGAGCAACAGCAGCAACUCUUAUGGGACAAGGUUUGAGUAUAAUAAAGAAUCCUUCAGCUGAAAGUCUGUUGAACUAGCAAGACUCUCUUGAAGAUAAAAGUGCAAUUUUUCGUUUGUACAACUUAAAAGUUCAGCUGUGGUUUAAACAGACAGAAAUACACCAAAGAAUAGUACAGAUUUUCUUAUUUAUGAUUAUUUAAGACUUUGGAAAAUGACGGAUGCAGCAGUAUACCAACAAAUAAUAAGUGCUUAUGCUCAAACCCAAAUGCGCUUGCACAGUAUUUGUGGCAGCGGUGAUUCUUUGUGGAGUUGUUUCUGUUAAUUAAAAAGUACAGAGUCUCGGGAGAGAUAUAAUUUCUUUAAAAGCUGAUGGAAGAAGAAUCUGUGGAACAUUUGAACUUCUUCCACUUCAGUUCUCUGAAUCUGGAUCAGUAAACACUACCCCAGGUUAACUCAAAUGACAGAACAUAGUGUAUUACAAAGACUAUUGCUUUUGUUGGUAUACAAUCUCAUGGCUUUAGGGUGGAAACACU